Molecule: messenger RNA, 3369 nt
Organism: Priapulus caudatus
Lineage: Eukaryota; Metazoa; Priapulida; Priapulimorpha; Priapulimorphida; Priapulidae
Product: protein FAM72A-like
Exons: 4
Coding region: 174-650 (158 amino acids)
Cellular component (GO): cytosol
Source: RefSeq, a predicted model, not a curated record
UAUUUGGAACAGAAGUGACGGAGGUCCUCGUAUAUCAGAUUGUGUCUAAUUCAUGUUUUACAGCAAACUAGCUUUAUCUUAUAUAUAUAUAAAUCGACUACCAUUUUCUUUGGUGUAUUACGCAUAAGAUCUGGUGAUACGCUGUUGUACAUCUCUACUAGGAAGGUAACGUUAUGUCGAGAAAAACACUGCAUCCAACAUUUCAAAACAAGCAAGUUUUGUGUUUGGAAUGUAGGGCAUGUGGAAACUGUGUCUGUACAAGAGGAAUGCGGGCUAUACUGUUAGCUAAUACUCAGGUCGAAUUGUACUCGACUGACAUUCCGCCUGAAGAAGCGGUUGAUCUAGUUGGAGAUCAUUAUGCUACAAACAACUGCCAAUGUCGAAUAAAAGAUGUAGCAUGUUUGCAAUGUGGGAGUUUGGUAGGCUAUCAUGUGAUGUCGCCAUGCAAGUCAUGCCUCCUGUCCUGCAACAACGGCCACUUCUGGAUGUAUCACAGUCACGCUGUCAGUACAGUCAACAGGGCUCGCAAUUCCCGGAAAGGAGUGCAGCUGAUGGUUUGGAAACAUCUUCCCGAGGCAGAGGUCGACCCGACGCUCGCCGCCACCAGCGUCAGCAGCCUCGAGAUCGAAACAGACGAGUGCUGUCGGUGAGGUCGUCGCCACGGCAACGUCCGUCCAUCCUCCCGCCGCCGCCGAGGGACCGAUGUGGCGUAGGGGAGGUCGCUAGCUAAUUUCUUCCGUGCGGUAAAACUGUGGCGUCGGCACGCUGGCCGUGCUGCGAGCGUCCUGCGACGCUAGAUGACGCACGCGUACGUCAUACGUCGUCGACGUGCGUGCGAGCGACCGUGUAGCCUCCGUCUCGUUUGAGGAGGUGUGAUCUUUCGCCUUGGAACUGUUGCCAAAGUUUAGUCGAAUUCUUUUGUGUGAAAUUCUGUCUGGACGUCGCAGGCGAUGGGUAUCUUGCUCUUGUCCGAUUACCGUAGGAAGUCUGUAUACGUAUGUAAAAGUUUGAACGACCUGGUUUUUUUUCGUUUUUGAGUGGCAGCGUGGUCUACUCUCAGUUGAAUUGGUCGAUGAAUUACAAAUCGGUUCCAGAUUUUGUGAUUUAGGUUAAGUUACUCUGCAAAAAAACCAUGGCUCUGCGGAAUAGCGGAGGGUGGCUGACCCUGGACACGGGUCAUUGAUCCCGAAGAUUCCACUGAGAGAUAUUCUGCAUUGUUCACUCACAUGUUAAUAUUUCUAGAAUCUUCCUUAGCCGAAGUCAUCUGUGCAAAUCCCCAACGAUUCCCGCAGCCGAUAGUCGAUCUUGUCCUUAUUCGUUGCCAUCUGAGAGACAACUUGGUGUUAUACUCUACCGGAUUUCAUGGGGUUGGCUUGCAUCUUGACGAUAUGUUUGACACACCGCACAGGAGACAAAAGUGUCCCACUUUUUCUCGCCAGGCGGAUUGUGCUUCGCGUUGUGACUUUGUCGCGUGUGCACUCGCGAUUCACACUGCUUCACGUGUCACCUAGGGUGAAAGUGCAGACUACAUAGCACUGGUCAGAAUUUCAGGCGUGAAUUUUUUUCCGCUUUUUCUCGUCGACAUUCGAGUUUCUAUACAUGUAGUAGAAGCGUUCGCCGGGCGAACGGCUGACGGUCUUAUCGUUCAGGCUUCGAGGCCCGGGAUAUUUUUUAAGAGAAAGAACCUUUUUCGGCAGGAUGUUCCAAAGAACUACCCCCCCAAUUUCGGCAAGCUUUCUGGUGAUGAGGGUGCGCGUAUGCAGGCAAGAGGGGGACUGGGGCGAUGAAAUCAGGUGUAUGCGAAUUCGAGAUGUCUCUAGUUUACGUACUCCUGGCACUGUUAGUGCAGACUCGCUGACACAACUUACAGGUGAGCGUUUUUUGUCGACGACAAGCAAAGCCGAAGCAGUCUCUUAUUCUCUCUCACUUACACAGAGACUGCUGAAUGAAAUAGACAGGGCUGUUACUGUGAUACAGGGAGUCGGGCAGAGAUCGGUGAUAGAUCUCACAGAGUGCCUUCACUGUUCCGACAAGGUUCCUAUAGCAAAGGCCGUGUAGCAGAUGUUUGUUUGUUUGUUCACUGUAGCGUAAUAAUAAUGUGUCGGGCUCACACGGCAGCUAGAGGACGAGGAGUGACGCGAGACAUGCACGCUCGCCACUCGGGGCAGUUAUCCGGCAACGCACGUCUCAGUCUCUGUGGUCGCAUGCGGGUCUGCUAUACCUUCCGGAGGUGGUUGCAUGCCGUUUCAUGUUGGCGGCUGCAGCCAUAGUCAUCUGUAUACGACGUGAAUGUGUUAUAGGUCGCACUGACAUAUCGCGAGAUAGAUCAGAGUGAGGCAUCUAUUCUAGCCUUCCUCGGAUAUAUUUGCCAAGCAAAAAAUUCAGAUGUUUAUGAAAUACGGACGUGCCACUAUUUUUGUAUUCGACAUCGUGGCACAUUUCGGGCAAGCCGUGCAGCCCCCCCCCCCAUCUUUGCAUUUUAAAUGCGUUCUCGUUCGCUGUAACGUAUCUGUCACCGCGGGCAAAGUUUUUACCUCUGUUAUGUUAGCUAGUUUCUUAGUUAAAUCCCGAAAUAUGCGCAGAAACCGCACUCCGAGUGGGCACACAUAUAUGCUCUCACCCAAUACCGGGUUUUAUGCUAAUCCUUUAGCAAAUGAUUAGAAAAUUUAUGUACCAGUCGAAAUUGCGUUUGGUACGUGUGCUCCGUCUAUAGCAUUACCGGUCGCUUCAGGGUGUUGUUUGCGUGCAUGUAUACGUUCAGAGCAAUAUUUCGGUGGUUCGUCGUAUUACACAUGAACAGACGCAGUCUCCAUGUUAUUAGGGGUUAAUAAUGACAAAUAUUCAUCAUGAUUUGUCAUUAUUGACCCCCGAUGUUAUCUUGUUACAUGUGGUAAACGGGCGUGUAGUGAUAGUAUAAAUGUAGGUGAUGUUCGAUGCCAUUGGUAACGGGAAUACAUGACGUGCCCCAGGAAAGUAUAUAGCUGAAACGAAGUUGUGGCGGUUGUCGAGAAUUUUAAGCGUAUGCAAGACUGUAGUGUCUUAUUGUAUUGAAUUUUAUUAUAAAACUUAUAUAUCACAAUUAGUAAAAUGAUAUGUGUAUCAUUAGUUAGGAUUCUAGUAUAGUAACUAGUAUUAUAUGUAGUUAUAGUAUUGUUUUACUGUUAUAUGUAGUACAUUUAAGUACUAUUCAAUGUUAAUUUAUAUAUAUAUAUAUAUAUACAUGUAUAUAUAUAGAGAGAGAGAGAGAGAUUUUUAUCCACUUUGUAAUAUCGAACUACAUUUUGUACAUAACGCGGUUGAAUGUAGUUUAAUUGUAAUGUAAUAUGUGCAUUCUAUACAAUUAAUAUAUUACACUAUUAAUAUAUUAAA